Perca flavescens (yellow perch) is the source of this 1572-nucleotide messenger RNA. RefSeq names its product E3 ubiquitin-protein ligase TRIM39-like. Gene Ontology annotation, molecular function: protein binding; zinc ion binding. The transcript is spliced from 3 exons. The record is from RefSeq and is a predicted model, not a curated record. Bases 1 to 1572 code for a protein of 523 amino acids. NCBI's taxonomy places the organism in Eukaryota, Metazoa, Chordata, Actinopteri, Perciformes, Percidae.
AUGGCUGCUGCAAACUAUCUGCAAUCUGAAGAUCAGUUUCUGUGCUCCAUCUGUCUGGAUGUGUUCACUGAUCCUGUCAGCAUACCAUGUGGUCACAACUUCUGCAAAAACUGCAUCACAGAACACUGGAAUACUAAUGACCAGUACAAGUGUCCCCUGUGUGAGGAGGGUUUUACCACCAGACCUGAUUUGAGGGUCAACACUUUCAUCUCUGAGAUGGUUGCUCAGUUCAGACAGUCAGCUCAACAGAAAGCCAGCAGCAGCAGCUCAGAGCACCAAGUGUCCAAACCAGGAGAAGUUCCCUGUGACGUCUGCACUGGAACCAAACUGAAGGCCCUGAAGUCCUGCCUGGUGUGUCUGGUCUCCUACUGUGAGACUCACCAGGAGCCUCAUCUGACCACGUCAGGCCUGAAAAGACAUCAGCUGAUCGACCCUGUGGAGAACGUGGAAGGCAGGAUGUGUACGAAGCACGAUAAACCUCUGGAGCUGUUCUGUAAGACCGACCAGACAUGUGUCUGCAUGCUCUGCACUGUUUUAGACCACAAGAUGCAUGAUGUUGUUCCUCUGAAAGAAGGAUAUGAAGGAAAGAAGGCCAAGCUGGGGAAGACAGAGGCUGAAAUUCAGCAGAUGAUCCAGAAGAGACGACUGAAGAUUCAGGAGAUCAAACACUCAGUCGACCUCAGUGAGGAAGAUGCAGACAGAGAGAUAGCAGAAGGUGUUCAGGUCUUCACUUCUCUGAAGGAGUCUGUUGAGAGAGGCCUGAAUGAGUUCAUCGACACGAUCAAAGAGAAGCAGAAAACAACAGAAAAACAGGCCAAAGCUUUCAUCAAAGAGCUGGAACAGGAAAUCUCUGAGCUGAUGAAGAGAAGAACUGAGGUGGAGCAGGUGUUACGCUCUGAAGACCACCUCCAUCUUCUCCAGAGUGUCCAGUCCCUAAACAUCCAGCAACCUCCACCCACCAAGGACUGGACAGAGGUCAGCAUCCGUCCAUCAUCAUAUGAGGGGACUGUGGUGAAAGCUGUGGUUCAGCUGGAGGAGACACUCAGUAAACAGAUGAAGAAGCUGCUUGAAGCCGAGGUGAAGAGGGUUCAGCAGUAUGCAGUGGAUGUGACUCUUGAUCCUGAUACAGCACAUCCUAAUCUCAUCCUGUCUGAUGAUGGGAAACAAGUGAAUCACGGUGAUGUGAGGAAGAAUCUCCCAGAUAACCCAGAGAGAUUUUCUAAGUGUGUUUAUGUUUUAGCAAAACAGAGUUUCUCUUCAGGCAGAUUUUACUUUGAGGUUCAAGUUAAAGAAAAGACUGAUUGGCCUUUAGGAGUGGCAAGAGAGUCGAUCAAGAGGAAGGAAGACAUCACACUGAGCCCUGAGAAAGGUAACUGGAUGAUAUGGUUGAGAAAUGGAAAUAAGUACGAAGCUAAUGCUGGCCCUCCAGUCCGUCUCUCUCUGAAGUCUCCUCCUCAGAAGAGCCGGAAGCUGUUGAGCGGAGCCAAGUUGACGGUGUUUGUGAUGCUGAGGAGAGAGCAUCCUCCGCGGCAGGUCUCCACACAGGCAGGCCGUGUGUUUAGGGACAUGUGA